Salvelinus fontinalis (brook trout) is the source of this 2524-nucleotide messenger RNA. RefSeq names its product aquaporin-9-like. The record is from RefSeq and is a predicted model, not a curated record. NCBI's taxonomy places the organism in Eukaryota, Metazoa, Chordata, Actinopteri, Salmoniformes, Salmonidae. The transcript is spliced from 6 exons. Gene Ontology annotation, molecular function: glycerol channel activity; urea transmembrane transporter activity; water channel activity. Gene Ontology annotation, biological process: water transport; glycerol transmembrane transport. Gene Ontology annotation, cellular component: basolateral plasma membrane; plasma membrane. Bases 175 to 1056 code for a protein of 293 amino acids.
UUCAAGGAAGAAAAAAGAUUAACAGGUCACGUCUGUCGAGUGUACAAAAUACACGUGUAGUAGGCUACUAAGGGGAGGAGGAAUUACGUCCUAAACUACCGGAGAGACGCCCAUGCUCAAGCUCACGCUGACACUACUUAUCAACUCUCUGUCCUGACAAGACUGAGACAUCAGAUGUCCGCGGGAAAUAUGGAACUCGAGGGCAAAAGAAAAAUGAAGGAGCAAUGUGCCCUGAGGAAGGACAUCAUCAAAGAGUUCCUGGCAGAAUUUCUGGGGAUAUUCGUAUUAAUACUCUUUGGAUGUGGCUCGGUGGCCCAGACAGUGCUGAGUAAGGGAGCUCUGGGAGAACCCCUGACCAUCCACAUCGGCUUCACUCUGGGGGUGAUGAUGGCCGUCUACGUGGCUGGGGGAGUGUCAGGGGCUCAUGUGAACCCAGCAGUCUCCCUGGCCAUGGUGGUCCUGGGCAAGCUGCCUAUAAAGAAGUUCCCUGUCUACGUGGCAGCACAGUUCCUGGGUGCCUUCGCUGGAUCUUGUGCUGUCUAUGGGUUGUAUUAUGAUGCCUUAAUGGAACACACAGGAGGAGUUAUGCAAGUUACUGGCGUCAAUGCCACAGCUAAUAUAUGGGCAUCCUACCCUGCCAAGCACAUCUCAGUCCUUGGAGGAUUCGUAGACCAGGUGAUAGGAACAGCUGCCUUGAUCCUGUGCAUUCUGGCCAUUAUUGAUGGGAAGAACAUUGGAGCUCCUAAAGGGAUGGAGCCACUGUGCAUUGGCCUGAUCAUCAUGGCCAUCGGAGUGUCCAUGGGACUCAACUGUGGCUAUCCCAUCAACCCUGCCAGAGACCUGGGCCCAAGGCUCUUCACUGCUGUGGCCGGAUGGGGCAUGGAGGUGUUCCGUGCUGGAGGCUGCUGGUGGUGGAUCCCAGUAGCGGGGCCCAUGGUGGGAGGAGUGGUGGGGGCCGCCGUUUACUUCCUGUUCAUUGAGCUGCACCAUGCCGAGCCUGAGAAACAGGGGGAGAACAACGUCAAGGACAAAUAUGAGAUGGUCACCCUGAGUUAGACAAAGAGGCCAUGAGCCCCAAUGGUACUGAGGCUUGGCAGCUUCCUACCCCUUUAACCCUCAACAGGCUAAACAUUCACCUCAAUGAGGCCACACUUGACACAACCUUCUCUGCUUGCACUAGAGUCAUUUCCUCUGUCUAAGGGACCUGAGGUCAGGUCUCAGUCUCUGCACUCUCAUGGACAGGUCCGCUGAAAGAAUGCCAAUUGAGCCAAAACAUAAAAAACGCAAACACGUAUGUAAUGUUAAAUUCACAAUCACAAGCUGAGAUCUCAGGCAUGUUUACUAGCCCAUGACAUCAUCAUCAGGUGUUCAGACUGUCCAUUCUACUCUGAGGAUAGUUCCUGAGUACAGUGAUUUUUAAUCAUUUAUAUUGCAUCUCUUGUAUAGGGCUAUUUUUCAUUGCAAGAGGAAUUUGCCAAGUUUGAAACCAUCUCAUUAUUUUCUAUCUUUCAGGCAGUGGUGAUGGUAAAUGUUAUUAACCACAUAGAAAAUAGCCAGGAACAGUUUCUGUGAUGGAAGGAAGGAAGUGUAUAUUUUUUGUCAUUGAGCUAGUUUAAUGGUAUGCUCUCUGGAGUGUCUUCCUUCUUCUGCUUCACUUCAUCCAUCUAUUUGUUACAGUUGUGUGAAUCCCUCUGCCUGCUGCGACUCACAGCCUCAUCACUGCAUGUGUGCUAUAGCGAACACACAUCUAUGUAUUUGUGCUUUGAAAUGCUCAUAGUCUUGUUUCCUAGCUAUUAUUUUUUAGAGUGCAGAAAAAACAGCCUUAAUGUGUGUGAAAUGAGCCUCGCACCGUUCUGUUUGUACUCUCUCUCUCGUUGAGCACAGAACUGUGUAUCGUGACACGGGAUCACUUCUAAAUUAUUUUUUAUCUGACUUUUAUUUCCUCUUAUAUAACGUUCCUGCUGUCAUGUGCACACAUUUUCAUGGAAGCAUGAGUAGGGAAGCCUAGUAUCUACAGUACCUAGCAUGAGUAGGGAAGCCUAGUAUCUACAGUACCUAGCAUGAGUAGGGAAGCCUACUAUCUAAAGUACCUAACAUGGACAUGUUUUAAUAAACAAUAUACUGUAUGAAGAGUCCAAUGAGAGAUAGUUUACCCCACUGGCCAAUGGCCAUAUGGGAAUGUAUAAAAACUGUUUGUUUAUCGUAAUCAUUACGUUAUUCCUCCAAUGAUGCGACUAGGAUUUAACCACUGAGGAACUCCUACACUAUGACCAAUAGUGAACUGGACAAUAACAGCAAUACAACUUCCAAGAAUAGAGCCCUUCAACUCAGACAAAAACACUCCAAUUAACCAAGUCCUUCCAUCCUAGUGAUGUUAUUUAGCCAUGGGUGGGCAGAGGAACACUAGUUCCCUAUUCCCAGAAGAGCCCUCACCAAUGAAACACAUAGCAUUUUAUAACCUGUAUGUGGCUUACUACUGAACCAGAUAUAAUUCGUAGGGAAAAAUAAAGCUCUUUAGAAAUGA